Argentina anserina (silverweed cinquefoil) is the source of this 863-nucleotide messenger RNA. RefSeq names its product glutathione S-transferase DHAR3, chloroplastic. The transcript is spliced from 5 exons. NCBI's taxonomy places the organism in Eukaryota, Viridiplantae, Streptophyta, Magnoliopsida, Rosales, Rosaceae. Gene Ontology annotation, molecular function: glutathione dehydrogenase (ascorbate) activity. The record is from RefSeq and is a predicted model, not a curated record. The coding region runs from base 1 to 774 and encodes 257 amino acids. Gene Ontology annotation, biological process: cellular oxidant detoxification; ascorbate glutathione cycle; protein glutathionylation.
AUGUCGACGACCACAACACGCAUUCACCCAACAACCACCGCUCUCUCUUCCACCGUCAAGCACCACCACCUCCUCCGACCACCCCACCGUCACGUCGUCUUCCCCCGUCGCCGGAUGCAGACAAUGGCCGCGGCGGCUCUCCAAGUCUGCGUCAAGUCCUCCGUCACUGUCCCCAACAAGCUCGGCGACUGUCCCUUUUGCCAGAGGGUGUUGCUCACUCUCGAGGAGAAGCAUGUUCCUUACGAACUCAAGUUGGCGGACUUGGCCCACAAGCCCGACUGGUUGUUGAAGAUAAACCCAGAAGGGAAAGUUCCAGUGGUGAAGCUUGAUGACAAGUGGAUUGCAGACUCGGAUGUCAUCACGCAAAUUCUGGAAGACAAGUACCCAGAGCCACCUUUGACAACCCCUCCCGACAAGGCUUCAGUGUAUUGGGCAAAGAUCUUCUCUACAUUUAUUGGUUUCCUUAAGAGCAAAGACCUCAAUGAUGGAACAGAGCAAGCAUUGAUCAAUCAACUGAGCACUUUCAAUGAUUACCUCAAAAUAAAUGGGCCUUUUGUCAAUGGGGACCAGGUUUGUUCCGUAGACCUGUCACUUGCGCCCAAGAUGCAUCAUAUGGAGAUUGCUUUGGGUCAUUUCAAAAGUUGGUCGGUUGCAGAUUCCCUUCCAUAUGUGAAGUCUUACAUAAAGAGUAUCUUCUCACGGGAUUCAUUUACUAAAACUAGUGCCCUGAAAGAAGAUAUCAUUGCCGGUUGGCGGCCCAAAGUCUUGGGUUAAGGUUAUUCUGUUGGUCUUCUCUUUCUCCGAGGUGCAUGUUUUACCUAUACAUGUAUCGUACCUUAAUUCAUUGAAUGUUUUAUCUUUAA